Molecule: messenger RNA, 593 nt
Organism: Adelges cooleyi (spruce gall adelgid)
Lineage: Eukaryota; Metazoa; Arthropoda; Insecta; Hemiptera; Adelgidae
Product: mitochondrial import inner membrane translocase subunit Tim17-B-like
Exons: 3
Coding region: 99-593 (164 amino acids)
Biological process (GO): protein import into mitochondrial matrix
Cellular component (GO): mitochondrial inner membrane; TIM23 mitochondrial import inner membrane translocase complex
Molecular function (GO): transmembrane protein transporter activity
Source: RefSeq, a predicted model, not a curated record
UUUGUAUUUAGUCGAAGAUAUUUAUCUGUAAUAUUACUAUAUUUGUAAUAUUUAACUGUACAGGCCACCAAAGUAUUUCGUUUUUCCUAAUAUUAACGAUGGGCGAAUAUGCAAGAGAGCCAUGCCCGAUGAGGAUUAUGGAAGAUCUUGGUGGUGCGUUUGCCAUAGGUUUCAUGGGCGGAGGAAUUUUCAACGGAAUCAAAGGUUUCUGCAAUGCACCAACCGGUUUCCGUAGACGUUUCAAGAGUGCUUUUCAUUCGGCCACCACCCGAGCCCCCCAAGUGGGCGGCAGUUUUGCAGUUUGGGGAGGCGUGUUCGCGGCCAUUGAUUGUUCGUUGGUGGGCAUAAGAAAAAAAGAAGACGCUUGGAACGGCAUCAUUAGCGGCGGUCUGACCGGCGGCAUACUGUCCGCGCGAAGCGGCGUCGCCUCAAUGGUAGGUAGCGCUGUCUUCGGGGCCUGUCUGUUGGCCAUGAUUGAAGGAUACAGCUUGUGGUUCAUGCAAGUGUAUGAAACCGAACAGUAUCGACAACAACCUCCGAUAUUCCAAGAUCCUCCUCCAAUAUUCAAAGAUCCUCCAAAUGGCAAAGUCUGA